Solanum dulcamara is the source of this 606-nucleotide messenger RNA. RefSeq lists its product as uncharacterized. The record is from RefSeq and is a predicted model, not a curated record. The transcript has 3 exons. The coding region runs from base 1 to 606 and encodes 201 amino acids. NCBI's taxonomy places the organism in Eukaryota, Viridiplantae, Streptophyta, Magnoliopsida, Solanales, Solanaceae.
AUGUAUGCUGGAGCCAAGACUCGGGUUAGGACGGUGGAAGGUGACUCGGAGCAUUUUUCUGUUGAGGUGGGACUAUAUCAAGGAUCUAUGCUGAGCCCUUUUCUUUUUGCCUUGAUGAUGGAUGAGCUGACACGGUCUAAUCAGGAGGAGCUUUCAUGGUGUAUGCUAUUUGCGGAUGACAUAGUUUUGACUGAUGAGACUCGGAACGGAGUUAAUGAUAGGUUGGAGGUUUGGAGACAAAAGCUGGAGUCCAAAGGAUUCAGAUUGAGCAGGACCAAAACAGAAUACUUUGAGUGCAGAUUUAGUGUUGCGAUGGAUGAAGAGGGCAGGGAAGUACUGGACCUUCAAGGUUACUGUUCUCGAGGAAACGGAGAGUUCCUGGCUUGGCUGGAACUUUCACAGGGGAAAGUUAAGGACUUGGCUUUCUUAGAAAAUGAUGAUGGAGUGGCAUCACUUGAAAUGAUUAGAAAAGGUGAUCGUGGAGAAAUAUAUAGAGCCAGGUUAUCAGGAAGUAAUGGGAAGAUAAUGCAAUCCCUAAUGGAUGACGCAGAGAUCACUGAGGAAGAUGCCAAGGCUUUGAACAAGAAAAUGCGUCAAGUUAAAUGA